UUCAAACGCAGCAGUCACUUUGGAAGUGAUCGUGUGUUGUCUGCAGGUCAGCACGCGCUAGCUCAGCUCGUAGAAGAUCCGAGUUUUCCUCUUUCUUCGUCACGCCACUCAACGUAAAUUGCCUGCUUACGAGACCUGAGCUUUCAGGAGCAGUAUUUGCGACGAUGUGGAUCCAAGUGCGAACCAUGGACGGCGCGAAGUCGGUGCGCAUUGAUGGCCUUUCGAAGAUCACUAAGGUGGAAGAUCUGCGGCUUCGUGUUCGCGAUGAAUUCGACGUCGAAACAGCGUUGCAGAGACUCUUCUAUCGAGGCAAACAACUGGAAGAUGGCUACACUUUAUUUGAUUAUGAUGUUGGAUUGAAUGAUAUUAUUCAGCUGCUAGUUAGGGUUGUUCCGCCAGAUUCCACAAGCACAUCUUCUGCAAGCUCUUCGACUUCACUCAGAGAGAAUUCGAAGGAACCAAGCAAACCACCUGUUGGAUCUCCAUGCUCUGUGCAAAGCCUGUAUUACAAGGUGGGCGAUCUGGUGGAUGCUCAGGAUUCGACAAAUGGAGCAUGGUUUGAAGCCAAAGUUGUCAAAAUUACCCAAGAAGGGUGCACAUCUACACCCCCAGACUCUGGGGGACAAACUAAUGUGGGGAAUGGCUGUGAGAGAGAAAGCGCAUCGGAGGCGUCAAAACCAAAAGCAGCUGGGUCGCAGCCUUUGCCGGCUCCUUCCGCAGCUGAUGAACCAUCUGUUGCAGAUGAUGGCUUGCUUUACUACGUUCAGUAUGAUGACUACGACGAUGAAGUGGUUGCACUAAAUCUGAAAUGUGUCCGGCCACGAGCCAAGAAGAUUAUCCCCUUUGAAGAUGUGAGCAUAGGUGACCGGCUCAUGGUCAAUUUCAACGUCGAAGAGCCAUCCAAAUUGGGCUUUUGGUAUGACUGCGUGGUGACUUCCAAGAAGUCGACUCGCACCCAGAAACAACUGUGGGCCACCUUAUUUAUUGGGGCAUCAAAGACGCCUUUGGAAAAUUGCCAUCUCAUGUUCUGUGAUGAGCUUUUUGCCAUUGAGGGGCAUCCAGCUGUCAAUGCUGCAGACCGUCAAAAUUUUGAGCAGUCCCAUGCUAAACGUCGACGACAGCCUGAAUGCGCACACUGUGGUGAUCGACCAGAGCGUCGCUGCCGCCACUGUGCUUGCUGUCGUUGUGGAAGUAAAAAGGAGCCUGAGCGGCAGUUGCUUUGUGAUGAAUGCGACCGGGCUUUUCACUUGGGCUGCCUGGAGCCGCCUUUAGAAGAACUGCCGGAGGAAGAGCACUGGUUCUGCCCAGACUGCAAGCAUGAUCCGACAGAGGUUGUUCAGCCUGGGGAAGCUUUGAAGGAGUCUCGGCGCAAGUCCCAGCUGCCCUCAAUUGUUGGUGAAGGCAAACGUGACUGGGGCCGUGGCAUGGCGUGCAUGGGACGUACGCGUGAGUGCACUUUGGUGCCAGCCAACCACUUUGGGGCCCUUCCUAACGUGCCGGUUGGUUCUUUGUGGAAAUUCCGGCUUCAGGUGUCAGAAUCUGGUUGCCAUCGGCCACCUGUUGCAGGAAUACAUGGCAGGGAGUCAGAUGGGGCUUACUCUAUUGUUCUUUCAGGAGGCUAUGAGGAUGACCAGGACGAUGGUGAGCAGUUCUUAUACACAGGCAGCGGUGGCCGUGACCUGUCUGGAAACAAACGCACUGCAGAGCAGUCUUGUGACCAAAAGUUGACUCGCAUGAACAUAUUCAAGCUGAGCUGUCUGCAGAGAUCCUUCAAGGCUGAGGUGUUCAGCUGCCCAACAUGCCGCCAGGAACUGGGUAACACCUACACUCUUCUGGUCAACAGGUCCCUGCAGAAAACACUGCAGGCACUUUUCCCAGGAUAUGAGAAUGGACGAUGA
Messenger RNA from Dermacentor silvarum, 1898 nucleotides. Its product is annotated as E3 ubiquitin-protein ligase UHRF1-like. Lineage: Eukaryota; Metazoa; Arthropoda; Arachnida; Ixodida; Ixodidae. The record is from RefSeq and is a predicted model, not a curated record. Bases 165 to 1898 code for a protein of 577 amino acids. Gene Ontology annotation, biological process: protein ubiquitination; negative regulation of gene expression via chromosomal CpG island methylation. Gene Ontology annotation, molecular function: protein binding; ubiquitin protein ligase activity. The transcript has 12 exons.